Rotaria sp. Silwood2 is the source of this 588-nucleotide messenger RNA. The record is from the annotation of a GenBank genome assembly. Lineage: Eukaryota; Metazoa; Rotifera; Eurotatoria; Philodinida; Philodinidae.
AUGGCAACAAAUAAAAUAACCGAAGCUAAAUCACCUGUUGAGAAAACCAAGGAACUUGCUGAAACAUUAACUGAAUUUGAAUUGAGUAAUGGUGUGAUUAGUGCAGAUAAUCAAAAUGAAGAAGUGUCAGCAGUUGAUAAAUUUAAACAACGUCUUGAUCGUUUUGGGAAAAUAGCACCUGAAGCAAAAAAAAUUUCUCGUGCAUUACGUUUUGGUACAUCGCACGAAGCAAUUGAGGGUACAGCUAAAAAACGACGUUUAGAAAGAUUUGGAGCUGUUCCUCAUUCUGCAGAAGAUGAACAACAAAAAAAACGUCUACGAGCUGAUCGUUUUCAUUUAGUUAAUUCAACAUCGACAACAGAUGAAGAAACAAAGAAAAAACGUAUUGGUCGUUUUGGUGUUGUUACACCAUCUACAACUAAUAAUAAAGCUGCUCAAAAAUCUGCAUCAACCACUUCAGAUUUAUCUGAUGCUAUUAAAAAAAGAACUGAACGUUUUGGUGAUAUAUCUCAGGUAGCCAAAACAAAUACAUUGAAUGAACAAAAACUUAAACGCACGGAACGAUUCAAACCACUCACAAGUGCUUAA